AUGCCGACUGUGACUUUGGCCAAUUCUAAAUUGUUGGAUGAACAUAAGGAUUUUAUUCAAGAUCUCUAUCUUACCCAUGGACUACGAGCCAAAGACGUGCGCCAGCAACUGCUAGCUCUGUUUUCUCUCCAAGCGAGGUACGGCAACUUGCAAAUAUCCUCCCCUCCUAUUCCCAUUUUGACGCAAUGCAGCGAGGACCAGCUCAAACGGAAGUUCAAGAAAUGGGGCAUUGGCAAGAAUGGAAAGAAAGAAGAUUGGGUGGAUGCUGCUCGAAGGGCCAAACAACGCCGGCUGGAUGUGAGUCAAGCGAGCAUAACGGCCAAAAAUGGAAUGCCCGUCGAUGCUGCUCGGGCUAAAAGGGCUUUCCGGCGGCACAAUCUCCCAAGGAUGGAAGCAAAACAAGCUAAUAAAAACAUUCAACCAUGCACUUCCGAAGAGAUUGCCCUGCGACGGAAGUUUGUCAAUCCUAAUGCGAUUACGACGAUCACGCUGCCUUGCCAUUUCUACUGGGAAGGGCUACGAAAAGUCUUACCCUAUCGCGGAAAGUCACUCCCUUCGAACAUGCUGAACCCCCCUUCGGCUUCUUUUCAAUCCCUCAACGAGUUGUAUUUUACUGCUAGAAAUGAUUUGUCGAACACAACCGAGUCACUUACUGCUUUAGCCUCUCUGGGUUCUGCGAAAGAUGCCUCGAGUUUGGCUGUGACAGAAUUGCAUUCUGAAGCUGGAAAGAGGUCAUUUGCCAUUGCCCGAAGACUCUUUACCUCUGCCGGUAGCGAUUACGGAAUCCUCGAUGAAGCCUUGACUUCUGAAGUGUUGACUGUGAUUCUCCCCGAACAGAAUCAAUUCAUCAACGAUAUGGAACUGGUUGCCUACUACCCCGGGAUAGUAGAUCUGCCUGUCUUGAUGAGUUAUUUGGUCUAUCUUUGUUCCAAUAGACUCAUUCAAAAUGGGUACUUCGAUAACCUGGCUGACGAUUUACUGGACAAGUACGGCAACGACGCUCUGAAGUAUUCCUGCACAGAGCAGCUCAAGUAUCUCAGGUGCUUCAAAGAGGCCAUUUUGCUUUACGCGGCGAGACGGGGACGAUAUGAGAUAGUACAAUUCUUACGCCCAUUCAUCUUAGACCUGGACCAACGACUGUACACUGGAGCAUAUCCACGGACUCUACUUCAGGAAGGCAUUGUAUACAAACAAAGCUCAUUCUGCAACGAUCUCCUUGACGGUGGAGCAGACCCCGGUUGUCCCAUGGACCCGCUGAAACUUCAGGUGUUACUAUAUGAACGCUCAGCUAUGGAUCUGGCCGCUUACUUCACGCCAGAACUUUUCCAUCACAUGUUCAACAUCUCAAGGCGGAAGAAGAGCUUUACUCCCACGCUAUUACUGCCUCUUGCAGUGAAAUCUGGUAUGGCUGUCGCUGACUGCCUCAACCUGAUCGACCUUGGCGCGGACAUCAAUGCCAUGGAUAGUCAAGGCUGGACUGCUCUCCAACAUGCGAUUUCUGCACAACAGCACCGUCUGGUUUGUGUAUUGCUCGGUCUUGGAACCUCUGCAGAUUUUUUAGAAGAGCACAGGACAAUGCUUGGACAAUAUGCAUCACUACAAAGAAAUUUUGCUCUGCCAUUGUCACUCGCCGUCGAAUUCGAUGACUUGGAAAUCUGCGAGACCCUUCUUCGGGCAGGGGUCAACGUGAAUGCCUACUCUUUCAAACCGCACGAGGAUCUUCUCGCCCGACAUUACAAGCAAGAACCUCUGGCUAAUCUGCCGAGGGCGAUCUUUCAGACAGCUCUCCAGCGUGCAGUAUGGGACAACAAUACACGAGUAAUCCAGCUACUCAUCGAAUAUGGUGCAAAGGACACAGUUGAGAACACAAUCCCCUGCCUGAUCGUUGCGACGUGGAGAGGCAACUAUGAAGCAGUCGCACUGCUGCUUCAGUAUGGUGCCGAUUUCAGAGAAACAUGGCAUGGAAGCUGGCUAGGGAAAGCGGAUGCAAUAGUACAUGCUUCCUAUGGUGGACACCUGCAAAUCAUGCAGGCCCUCCUUGAUUCCGGCUCACACAUUGGCCCGACUCAGGAAACCCGCGGGAAUGGAUGGACUGCACUGCAAGCCGCUUGCCUAGGUGGUAACUUGGCCGCCGUUCAAUUAUUAUUGGCCUCUGGUGCCGAUGUGAACGCCCCAUGCUACUGUGACGACGGUCUGACAGCCUUACAAGCGGCUAUUCGUUGUGGGGAACUAGACCUGAUCAACCUACUUCUCAACUGGGGAGCCGACGUGAAUGCUUCUCCAUCCAGAAAUGGGGAUACGGCACUCUCAGCGACGAUCAAGUCUGGGUCUGCCGACCUUCUGAGGACACUCAUCGCGCAAGGCGCGGAUGUCACCUUCAAUGGGUGGAACACUCGACAUGACCAUGAUGUAUCGACCAUCCCGAUUGUUGCUGCGGCAAUACUUGAUCGGAUAGACUUCAUUCAAGAGAUGUUACAAGCUGGUCUGAACUUAAACGCACCGGUCAGUCCAGGCACUAGAAAUACUGUCUUGGGAGAAGCACUCUCACGAGCGGCAAGAAAUGGUAGAGAGGAAGCUAUCGAGUGGUUUCUUCAGCACAAUGCUCCUAUAAUCCCUUCGGACCUGUCCAAGAUACUUUUCUCCGUUCACUUUUAUCAAAAAUUUGACAGCCAGGUCGCUAAGAAACUCACGCAGCACCUGUUAGAUCGAGGCGCUGAUGUGAACGCAUUGCACGUUGGUGAGACCAGAUCGCCGACCACCAUACUCUCGAGAGUCUGCCAUUCUAGGAAGGAAGACAAAGAACUAGUCCAACUGUUGUUGGACAGGGGGGUUGAUGUGAAUCCAGACCCUGGAAGUCACACCAGGUGUGAGGUGCCUCUGAUAGGUGCAGUGUCCAACGGCCAUAUCGCUAUUGUGGAGCUCCUGCUAGAAUACGGAGCAGAUCCCAAUGCAACUACUGACAUUUUCAGAUGGACUCCCCUUCAGCAUGCUGCCUCCCAGGGCUAUAUUCGCAUUGCACAAAUGCUCCUCGCUCAUGGUGCCAAUGUUGGAGCUCCCACAUCCGACGGGCACUACACUGCGCUUGAUCUGGCAGUUGCAAAAGGCCGCCUCGACAUGGUGAAACUCCUUCUUGAUAAUUACAAACUUGGAGAUCGUCAAACCAUGCUUGAGAUCUGCAGAAAGUAUGCUGAAGUCGCACGAGAAGAGUGCCACUGGGCAAUCCUUGACCUCCUGGAAAGUUACGAGUCAGAAGCACAACGCUCGAUCAGCGAAGUCAAUUACUUUUUCGAUGCUGAUGCUGUAGAGACUGGCUCAGAACACUCAAGCAGGGCAGUCGAAAAGGAAAUUAAUGAGCAAAACAUUGACUUCAACCCCUGGGAGACUCCGGACACACCAAGUUGGCAGACAUGA
Molecule: messenger RNA, 3411 nt
Organism: Exophiala spinifera
Lineage: Eukaryota; Fungi; Ascomycota; Eurotiomycetes; Chaetothyriales; Herpotrichiellaceae
Exons: 2
Coding region: 1-3411 (1136 amino acids)
Molecular function (GO): protein binding
Source: RefSeq, a predicted model, not a curated record